AUGACCUACACUAGCACCAACAUCGAAAGGCUGAGGCUCUCGCUUCUUAAGGUCAUCAAUAUCUUGAGCAUGUGCCAAGCAGGUCGCUCUCCCUGUGACUAUUUCUCUUUAGCGGUCCAGUUCCAUGACAAACAAGAGAGAUGGUUCUCCCGGCUGAACCUUGAUAUCUCUGGCAACGGCCGCUUCUGCAUUGAAUCCCUUAUCCACGGGUGCGACAGCGAUGUAGACCGUCGCCACUUGACUCGAAAAUUUUGCGGUCCUCGGUUUUCAUGGAAUAGUUUGCGGAUUCUCGUUCACUUGAUGAUCUAUAUGGCGAAGCUGCCCUUAGCUGAGGAGAAUAUCGCCGAAGCCAACACUCCUUGA
This is a messenger RNA of Penicillium soppii, 363 nucleotides long. RefSeq lists its product as uncharacterized. NCBI's taxonomy places the organism in Eukaryota, Fungi, Ascomycota, Eurotiomycetes, Eurotiales, Aspergillaceae. The transcript has a single exon. The record is from RefSeq and is a predicted model, not a curated record. Bases 1 to 363 code for a protein of 120 amino acids.